Cebus imitator (Panamanian white-faced capuchin) is the source of this 1432-nucleotide messenger RNA. RefSeq names its product small nuclear ribonucleoprotein U1 subunit 70 (gene SNRNP70). Gene Ontology annotation, biological process: mRNA splicing, via spliceosome. The transcript has 8 exons. The coding region runs from base 148 to 1266 and encodes 372 amino acids. Gene Ontology annotation, molecular function: U1 snRNA binding; mRNA binding. The record is from RefSeq and is a predicted model, not a curated record. Gene Ontology annotation, cellular component: U1 snRNP; precatalytic spliceosome; U2-type prespliceosome. NCBI's taxonomy places the organism in Eukaryota, Metazoa, Chordata, Mammalia, Primates, Cebidae.
GGGUGUGGGAGGGUUGACAUGCUUAUUUCCUUGGUGAGCGUCCCUUGCCAUUUCUCCUAGUCCUUCCCACCCUGUCACCUCUCUUCUUGUUCCUAGGACCCUCGAGAUGCCCCUCCUCCAACUCGUGCAGAAACCCGAGAGGAACGCAUGGAGAGGAAAAGACGGGAGAAGAUUGAGCGGCGGCAGCAGGAAGUGGAGACAGAGCUCAAAAUGUGGGACCCCCACAAUGAUCCCAAUGCUCAGGGGGAUGCCUUCAAGACUCUCUUUGUGGCGAGAGUGAACUAUGACACAACAGAAUCCAAGCUCCGGAGAGAGUUUGAGGUGUAUGGACCCAUCAAAAGAAUCCACAUGGUGUACAGUAAGCGGUCGGGAAAGCCCCGCGGCUAUGCCUUCAUCGAGUAUGAACACGAGCGGGACAUGCACUCCGCUUACAAACACGCAGACGGCAAGAAGAUUGAUGGCAGGAGGGUCCUUGUGGAUGUGGAGAGGGGCCGGACCGUGAAGGGCUGGAGGCCCCGGCGGCUAGGAGGAGGCCUCGGUGGCACCAGAAGAGGAGGGGCUGAUGUGAACAUCCGGCAUUCAGGCCGCGAUGACACCUCCCGCUACGAUGAGAGGCCCGGCCCCUCCCCGCUUCCGCACAGGGACCGGGACCGGGACCGCGAGCGGGAGCGCAGAGAGCGGAGCCGGGAGCGAGACAAGGAGCGAGAACGGCGACGCUCCCGCUCUCGGGACCGGAGGAGGCGCUCACGGAGUCGAGACAAGGAGGAGCGGAGGCGCUCCAGGGAGCGGAGCAAGGACAAGGACCGGGACCGGAAACGGCGAAGCAGUCGGAGCCGGGAGCGGGCCCGGCGGGAGCGGGAGCGCAAGGAGGAGCUGCGUGGAGGCGGCGGCGACAUGGCGGAGCCCUCCGAGGCGGGUGAUGCGCCACCUGAUGACGGGCCUCCAGGGGAGCUCGGGCCUGACGGCCCUGAUGGUCCAGAGGAAAAGGGCCGGGAUCGUGACCGGGAGAGACGGCGGAGCCACCGGAGUGAGCGUGAGCGGCGCCGGGACCGGGAUCGUGACCGCGACCGUGACCGCGAGCACAAGCGGGGGGAGCGGGGCAGUGAGCGGGGCAGGGAUGAGGCCCGAGGUGGGGGCGGCGGCGGCCAGGACAACGGGUUGGAAGGUCUGGGCAACGACAGCCGAGACAUGUACAUGGAGUCCGAGGGCGGCGACAGCUACCUGGCUCCGGAGAAUGGGUAUUUGAUGGAGGCUGCGCCGGAGUGAAGCGGUCCUCUCCACCUGCUGUGAUUGGACGCGUUCCUGCCCCACCCCCUUGCUGUCAUCCCCUCCCCCAACCUUGGCCACCUCAGUUUGUCCUCCAAGGGUAGGUGUCUCAUUUGUUCUGGCCCCUUGGAUUUAAAAAUAAAAUUAAUUUCCUGUUGCUACUGGG